This is a messenger RNA of Phacochoerus africanus (Common warthog), 5717 nucleotides long. It is a transcript of the gene TRPM2, whose product is annotated as transient receptor potential cation channel subfamily M member 2. The transcript is spliced from 34 exons. Gene Ontology annotation, molecular function: ligand-gated calcium channel activity. Bases 326 to 4927 code for a protein of 1533 amino acids. Gene Ontology annotation, biological process: calcium ion transmembrane transport. The record is from RefSeq and is a predicted model, not a curated record. Gene Ontology annotation, cellular component: membrane. Lineage: Eukaryota; Metazoa; Chordata; Mammalia; Artiodactyla; Suidae.
GGCCGGGCCCUCUCCGGCUCUUGCUCUGACACCGCCCCCCAAAACCUCCCGGCCCACUUCUGUGGCUGAUGUUUCCUUUGCCCCUCACCCGCCUGCGGCUAUUUAUAGUCCGGACAGAGCUUUCACAGCCCAGACUUCAGAGGAUGCUGGAGCAGCGCGCAGUUGCCAGGUUUAGAGAAGUGCCGAGGGGUUCGCAUCCGGCCGCAGCCAGUGUGGCCCAGGCAGUCCCUGGCUCCAUUUCCUGCAGCCCCCAGCCGGCCUCCCGGCCCCUCAGCCUCGCAGUGGGGGGAGCAGGACGUGGUGGCGCGGGAGCCAGGUCAUCAGGAUGGAGCCGCCGCCGCUGAGGAAAGCUGGCUCCCGGCAGGAGGAUGGCUUUGGGGGGCCGCCUGGGGGGGUCGCCGCCAUGGGCAUGGUCCCCAACCUCCGGCGCAGCAACAGCAGCCUCUGCAGGAACAGGAGGCCGCAGUUCCUCAACAACUGCGAAAAACAAGCAAACCUUAGCUCGUGGAUUCCUGAGAACAUCAAGAAGAAAGAGUGCGUGCACUUCGUGGAAAGGUCCAAACUGUCGGAUGCUGGGAAGGUGGUGUGUGAGUGCGGCUACACACGUGAGCAGCACCUGGAGGAGGCCACCCGGCCCUACGCCUUCCUGAGCAAGGAGUGGGACCUGAAAAAGCACGUCCGGGAGAUGCCGACAGACGCCUUUGGUGACAUUGUCUUCACGGGCCUGGGCCAGAAGAUGGGAAAGUAUGUACGAAUCUCCCAGGACACCCCCCCCAGCGUGAUUUACCACCUCAUGACCCAGCACUGGGGCCUGGAUGUCCCCAACCUCCUCAUCUCGGUGACGGGUGGGGCCAAGGACUUCCACAUGAAGCCCAGGCUGAAGAGCAUCUUCCGAAGAGGCCUGGUCAAGGUGGCCCAGACCACAGGUGCCUGGGUUAUCACUGGGGGCUCCCACACGGGCGUCAUGAAGCAGGUGGGUGAGGCGGUGCGCGGCUUCAGCCUGAGCAGCAGCUACAGCGAAGGAGAGGUCGUCACCAUCGGAAUUGCCACGUGGGGCACCGUGCACAACCGGGAGAGCCUGAUCCACCCCACGGGCGGCUUCCCUGCUGAGUACGUCAUGGAUGAGGAAGGCCAAGGGCACCUGACCUGCCUGGACAGCAACCACUCCCACUUCAUCCUCGUGGACGACGGGACCCACGGCCGCUACGGGGUGGAGAUUCCCCUGAGGGCGAGGCUGGAGAAGUUCAUAUCGGAGCAGACCAAGGAGAGAGGGGGUGUGGCCAUCAAGAUCCCCAUUGCCUGCGUGGUGCUGGAGGGGGGGCCCGGCACGCUGCAGACCAUCUACAACGCCGUCACCCACGGCACCCCCUGCGUGAUCGUGGAGGGCUCGGGCCGCGUGGCCGACGUCAUCGCCCAGGUGGCCAGCCUGCCCGUCUCCGAGAUCACCAUCGGCCUGACCCGGCAGAAGCUGGGCUCGCUCUUCCCGGAGAUGUUUGAGACCUUCACGGAAAGCAGGAUCGUGGAGUGGACCAAGAAGAUCCAAGACAUCGUCCGGAGGCGGCAGCUGCUGACCAUCUUCCGGGAAGGCAAGGACGGCCAGCAGGACGUGGACGUGGCCAUUCUGCAGGCCUUGCUGAAAGCCUCCCGGAGCCACGACGGCUUUGGCCACGAGAACUGGGACCACCAGCUGAAGCUAGCGGUGGCGUGGAACCGCGUGGACAUUGCGCGCAGCGAGAUCUUCACGGAUGAGCGGCCGUGGAAGCCCUCAGAGCUGCACCCCAUGAUGACCGCCGCCCUCAUCGCCAACAAGCCCGAGUUCGUGAAGCUCUUCCUGGAGAACGGGGUGCAGCUGACGGAGUUCGGGACGUGCGACACGCUGCUCUACCUGUACGAGAACCUGGAGCCCUGCUGCCUGUUCCGCUACAAGCUGCAGAAGGUGCUGGCCGAGGAGCCCGAGCGCCCGGCACCCCGCCUGCGGAUGCACCACGUGGCCCAGGUGCUGCGGGAGCUUCUGGGCGACUUCUCGCAGCCGCUGUACCCCCGGCCCCGCUCCAGUGACCAGCCGCGCCUGCUGCUUCCGGCGCCCAACCUCAAGCUCCAUGUACAGGGAGUGAGUCUCCGGUCCCUGUACAAGCGCUCACCAAGACACGUUGCCUUCACCAUGGACCCAGUCCGAGACCUUCUCAUUUGGGCCAUCGUCCAGAACCGCCGGGAGUUGGCAGAAAUCAUCUGGGCUCAGGGCUGGCGCUUCCAGACCGCUGUCAAGGAGCCCUCCCCCCACUGUCCCCGCAGAGGCUAUGGUGGCCUUCCCUGCUCCUCCGUGGCUCGGGGAGGUUUGCCCUCCCACAAGAGCCAGGACUGCAUCGCGGCAGCCCUGGCCUGCAGCAAGAUCCUGAAGCAGCUGUCCAGGGAGGAGGAGGACACCGACAGCCUGGAGGAGAUGCUGGCGCUCGCCGACGAGUACGAGCAGCGAGCCAUCGGGGUGUUCACCGAGUGCCACCGGAAGGAUGAGGAGCGAGCUCAGAAGCUGCUGGUCCGUGUGUCGGAGGCCUGGGGGAAGACCACCUGCCUGCAGCUGGCCCUGGAGGCCAAGGACAUGAAGUUCGUGUCUCACGGGGGCGUCCAGGCCUUCCUGACCAAGGUGUGGUGGGGCCAGCUCAGCGUGGACAACGGGCUGUGGCGGGUGGUCCUGUGCAUGCUGGCCUUCCCGCUGCUCGCCACCGGCCUCGUCUCCUUCAGGGAGAGGCGGCUGCAGGCCGUGCGGGGCCUGGCCCGCGUCCGCGCCUUCUUCAGCGCGCCCGUGGUCAUCUUCCACCUGAACACGCUGUCCUACUUCGCCUUCCUCUGCCUCUUCGCCUACGUGCUCAUGGUGGACUUCCAGCCCUCGCCCUCGGGCUGCGAGUGCCUCAUCUACCUCUGGCUCUUCUCGCUGGUAUGCGAGGAGCUGCGGCAGCUCUUCUGCCCCCCCGACGAGUGCGGGCUGGUGAAGAUGGUGCUGCUGUACCUGAGUGACUUCUGGAACAAGCUGGACAUCGCCGCCAUCCUGCUCUUCAUCGUGGGGCUGACCUGCAGGCUCAUCCCGGCGCUGCUCUACCCCGGGCGCGUCAUCCUCUCUCUGGAUUUCAUCAUGUUCUGCCUGCGGCUGAUGCACAUUUUCACCAUCAGCAAGACGCUGGGGCCCAAGAUCAUCAUCGUGAAGCGGAUGAUGAAGGACGUUUUCUUCUUCCUCUUCCUGUUGGCCGUGUGGGUGGUGUCCUUCGGAGUGGCCAAGCAGGCCAUUCUCAUUCACAACGAGAGGCGUGUGGAGUGGAUCUUCCGAGGGGCCGUCUACCAGUCGUAUCUCACCAUCUUCGGGCAGAUCCCGGCCUACGUUGACGGAGUGAACUUCAACCUGGACCAGUGCAGCCCCAACGGCACGGACCCCUACAAGCCCAAGUGCCCCGAGAGCGACUCGGCGCGGCAGGAGCCCGCCUUCCCCGAGUGGCUGACGGUCCUCCUGCUCUGCCUCUACCUGCUCUUCACCAACAUCCUGCUGCUCAACCUGCUCAUCGCCAUGUUCAACUACACGUUCCAGCAGGUCCAGGAGCGCACGGACCAGAUCUGGAAGUUCCAGCGCCACGGCCUGAUAGAGGAGUACGAGGGCAGGCCGCCCGCCCCGCCCCCCUUCAUCCUCCUCAACCACCUGCACCUCUUCCUCCAGAGGGUCGUCCUGAAGAACCCCGCUGAGAGACGCAAGCCGUUCAAGAGCAAGCUGGAGAAGAACGAGGAGGCGGCGCUCUUGUCCUGGGAGAUCUACCUGAAGGAGAACUACCUUCAGGACCAGCAGUUCCAGCAGAAGCAGAGGCCGGAGCAGAAGAUCCAGGACACCAGUGAGAAGGUGGACACCAUGGUGGACCUGCUGGAAAUGGCGCGUCUGAAGCAGUCGGGCUCCGUGGAGCAGAGACUGGCCUCCCUGGAGGAGCAGGUGGCCCAGAUGGCCAGAGCGCUGCACUGGGUCGUGAGAGCCCUGAGGGACAGUGGCUUCGGCUCCGAGGAGGGCGUCCCCACCCUGGCACCCCAGAAGGCCUCAGAGGGGCAGGACCCGGAGCUGGACGACGGGCAGAGAGUGGAGGACCCGGGCGACGCCUACCACGUGAAUGCCCGGCACCUGCUCUACCCCAACUCCCCGGUCCUGCGUUUCCCGGUGCCCAACGAGAAGGUGCCCUGGGAAACGGAGUUCCUCAUCUACGACCCGCCCUUCUACUCGGCCGACAGGAAGGACAAGGACCUGGUGGACCCUGUGGGAGACACCUGGGAGCCUCUGUCCAGGAUCAGCUUCAACGCGGUGGAAGGGCACCUGGACCGGCGCAGCUUCCACGGGGCCUACGCCCUGCGGGACGGCUUCCCGCUGAACCCCAUGGGCCGCACGGGGCUGCGGGGUCGCGGAGACCUGGUCUGCUUCGGCCCCAACCACACGCUGCAGCCUGUGAUCACCCGCUGGAAGAGGAACCAGGACGGAGCCAUCUGCAGGAAGAGCAUAAAGAAGAUGCUGGAAGUGCUGGUGGUGAAGCGCUCCCUGUCCGAGCACUGGGCCCUUCCGGGGGGCUCUCGGGAACCAGGGGAGACGCUGCCCCGGAAGCUGAAGCAGGCCCUCCGCCACGAGUUCUGGGCUUCCUUCGAGAACUUGCUGAGGCAGGGCGCUGAGGUGUACAGAGGGUACGUGGAUGACCCGCGGAACACAGACAACGCCUGGAUCGAGACCGUGGCCGUGAGCAUCCACUUCGCAGACCAGAGCGACGUGGAGCUGAAGAGGCUGAACUCUCACCUGUGCUCCCGCGACCCAGGGCUGUCCAUCCGCUGGCAGCUGGUGGACCGGCGCAUCCCGCUGUACGCCAACCACAAGGCCAUCCUCCGGAAGGCAGCCGCCUUGUUCGGGGCUUACUACUGACCCGUGGCCACCCUGGAGCUCUGCAGGGGCCGGAGGGCUGGUCCGUCCACAGCCACUGGGAGACGUGGGACAGAGGCUGAUACCAGCCACCUAGGCACACGCAGCCCUGAACGUCCAGUGGGCGAGGGGCGCUGCCCGGGUACCGCCUGCCGCCCCUCAUGGCCAGCUUGUGAAGCAGAAGGCACAGGGUGCCCAGGGAGGAGAGCCGAGCAGGCCAAGGCUGGCUCUGGCCAGGUGGCAGCGCCUUGGGGUUGAGGUGGCUGCUGGGACCCCAGACAUUGCUGCCUCUCCCAGCUGACGGUGGUUGUCCACCCUCUCCUGGCCACGUCGUAGGAGCAACCACAAGGGGUGUGUCAGCCCAGCUGCACCUCCGACAGCGUCAGGGUUCCCUUGCGGCCUCCUCCUCCUCUGGCCCAUGCCCUAGAGAAGCCCUCCAGCGUGACCCAGCGUGGACCCUCGCCUGGCCUGUGGCGGCCACCAUGGGGCCCGGGUCCCUUGGCUGUCGGGGCUGAGCCCCUCCGUGGACCAUCUCCCGAGAUGCAGAAGUGUCUGCCUGUGUUUGGCCCCGGGCCCAGGCCGGGGGGACGCAGAGGCACAGGCGGCGGGGGCUCCCUGAACACGGCAUCCCCCGCCUCUCCCCCGUUGAGCCCAGGGAGCCGUGGGGGGUGGGUCUGGUGAAGGGGGCACCCAGUUUAGCAUCAGCAGCUCACAGACCAUCAGCAUAAACCGUCAGGAGCCGUCAGGACCUGGAAUGUUGUAAAAACCCGACAUUAAAUUGCUUCCCAAACCA